This is a messenger RNA of Tilletiaria anomala UBC 951, 2421 nucleotides long. RefSeq lists its product as uncharacterized. Gene Ontology annotation, biological process: positive regulation of mitochondrial translation. Bases 92 to 2056 code for a protein of 654 amino acids. The transcript is spliced from 3 exons. Lineage: Eukaryota; Fungi; Basidiomycota; Exobasidiomycetes; Georgefischeriales; Tilletiariaceae. The record is from RefSeq and is a predicted model, not a curated record.
AGGCUACCUGCAACAUCUCGUUCAAAGUAUCGGAGGGAAGAAGUCGUACGAGCUCCUUUGCAAGCUCAGCAGCCGUACCAUACUGUUGAAAAUGGCGCAGCAACGUGCCACAGCAGCAGCCUUUCUGCCCUGUCUCCGAGCACGACUGGGCCCGACUCGGUUAGGAACCUCAAGCUCGCGCGUCCACCUUUUUGUAAUCGCCUCAAGUACAGGAACACCUCGCUACAACAGUACCAGUGGUAGCAAUUUAAGAGCUGCACCAUUAAUACCGGGCAACAGCACUGCGCGUGUGACCAAAUCGCUCUCCGGCUCGACGUCAGCAUCGCCACCAGCGUCUUCCGCCUCUGGUACCCCUCGCGCAGCUGUGGAUCGCACUCGGUCAAAACUCCCAACAGCGAAAGCCAAGGCCCAAGCUUCCAAAGCUCUUCGUCAGCAGCUACAAGCUGCAUCGCAGCGCUCUCAGAGUUUUGAUGUAAUCCAAGCAAGUGAGCGUGUCACUGAUCAAAUUGGCCGAACGCACGCCGACGAAGAAGGCACGCAUUCCGGCCAUUCGUCGAAGGGCAAUGCGGUAGCAGAGCAGAAUCAGCAGCAACAUCUGCCGCAACAGCAUUCCUCAAGCCCUUGGACAUCGCAUUCUGCAUCUGUAUCCGCAAGUUCAGCAGCAGCGCAAUUGAAAGCGCGCAUAUUUCCUUCUCCGUCUCAGCUUGAAGAAGUUGUGGCGUGGGCAACAGCGGACUCGUACGACUUUGACGCUCUGAUCCGCAGUGGUCGAUUGCCCUCGGGCUGGACGUUGCUUGAGGAUGAUGAGGCAAUCCACAUACCUUUUUGGCCUCAGCACUUUCAUCCCACCACUUCACAGACUUCACAGCAACAACAGAUCACACCGGCAGCCGGGACGGGUGAGGUUUUCAUUUUUCGAUCAGGCUCAUACGUCACUUGGGGGCUCUCAGAAGAUCAAAGUCAUCGUUUUCUAAGGAGCGUAAUUCGCGGAAGACCUGCAUCCAGGACCAGUACCAAGGGUAAGGCGUGCGCUGCGGACGAACUGCCAGUCGAGCACGAGAAGUAUCAUCACAUCGGUGAUGAGGGAAUGGAAUGGGUGUGGAGAGAAGAUGAACCAACUCGCAUUGUUGGGGACGUACUUGUCUUGGGGCACGCACCCCAUGUGCAGUCGACAAGAGGCAACAAAACCUCCACUACCGAAAUGCGCAUCGAUGCGGAUGUCACAAGAUCAAAAAUAGCAUCAUCUUCCACCUCAAAUAACGCAGCAGGAACAGCAUCGGAUGAAGCCGACUGGUCCCCGCUCCUCGCGCGUCUUGCUUAUUCGCAAGGCCUGGCGCGUUCCGCACGCCUUUCAGCACAAGAAGAAGCGCUGGACAUGUUCCUCUCUUCUGUGAAUUCCAUUCCAGAGCAACUGGAAGCGGCAGGGAAGGUGCCGUUGCCUCGCAAAGAGGUGAUCAGAAAGAUGGGGACGCUGUUAAGGUUGCGUCAGAGGGCGAAUUUAGGGAAAGACAACUUCCUGGAUGACCCAGAAGGCCAUUGGGAUAAUGGCUCCAUGGAAUAUCAUUACGACGAGAUUUGUCGAUCUUUGGACAUCGAGCCGCGCUUCCGUGCAUUGAACGAGAAGCUGGACCACUGCGAAAAUCUUCUCGGUGUCAUCAGGGCAUUGUUGACCGAGCGCUCGUCCCACCGAAUGGAGCUGAUCAUAAUUUACCUCAUCGCAUUCGAGGCGACGCUAGCAGUCAUCAGCCACGACUACGUACCGACGCCGAAACGUAUCUGGCGAGUUAUGACAGGUCUUGGAUGGAACGAUGCCAAGUCGGCACAGCACGGGGGAGCGGCACCGGCGGACACUAACAACUCAAACGUUGCUGCUACUGCUGCGCACUCCGCGUCUAAUGUGGCAUCUAGCCCGUCAGAGAACGUUGAGAUCGGAUUGACGAUCGGACUUCUCAGGCGAGCACUCUCGCUGCUAGACCUUCAAGGUGAAGACGCAGAAACACCUACGGCACAUGGCGCAGCGACACCAACAUCCGCACGGAGUGUCCGUCUCGUUUAGCGCGUGUUUGCUUGGACAGGCCCGUCCUGGCUUUGAAUGCCACACUCUUUAUGCGUACCACUUCCCGUUCGACUCCUUUCCAAUGCAUACAUUGUCUUUCAGACGCGUAACUCUACUAUACAUUCGUGAAAAUAAGGGUGAUUUGCUUGACAGGUGACGCCGUAUGAUGACAACGGAUCCCCUCUCGUCAGAAGACAGACCAGCUGUCAUCAAUUUUAACAAGCGAAAAUAGGCGCCAUGCGCGACUGAGCGGGUAUGGAGGGUGAAAAGGAUACGAUGGAGAGUGAGCUGCGGUUGGGCGAUGACGAUGCGUUACUGGAUGCUGUAAGGUACCGAUGUAGACACCGGAGGAACAUGUGCAAAUG